AUGCAGUCUAUCCUCACAACACUUGUUCUUCUGGGACUCGGCGUCUCAUCAACUGCCGUGGCCGUCUCUCCGAACAGCACCUUUGCUCCCGUCGUGAAAAAUGACAAUGACACCGGCGACGUUCUGUACGAGGCCACUCUCCCACAUCGGCAGAACACGACACUGCGCGGCUGGAUCACUCUCUACGCACCCCGAGACGGAGACGGCGUCAAAGUCCACGCCGACUUCUGGGGUAUCCCCGACAAUGAAGCUCUAGCAUACUACAUCCACGAGGACCCCGUCCCCGCAGACGGCGACUGCUACCAGACCGGUAAACCCUUCGACCCGUACGGACGCGGGGACAAGGCCGCCUGCAACAUGACGAGCCCACAGACUUGCCAGAUCGGCGACCUGAGCGGGAAACACGGGCCCAUCGUCACGGCGGAUCAUCAGGGAUUUGAAACGCGGUACAAUGACCUCUACCUGUCGACGAAGCCGGGUGAGCCUGCCUAUUUCGGGAAUCGGUCGAUUGUCGUGCAUCGAAUGUCGGAUCAUGAGAGGUUGAGUUGUGCGAAUUUUGUGCUGGUGGCUCGACCUGGACUACUGCCACUUGCUCUGAAGAACUGA
Molecule: messenger RNA, 606 nt
Organism: Aspergillus lentulus
Lineage: Eukaryota; Fungi; Ascomycota; Eurotiomycetes; Eurotiales; Aspergillaceae
Source: RefSeq, a predicted model, not a curated record